AUGACCAUUACGUGUUUAAAGUUUUCCGUCGAAGAGCCGAGUUAUCUGGCGGUCGGGUUCGACUACGGGGACCUUUUGAUCGUCGACGUUUCCAGUAAGAGCCUCGAAAUCGUCGCUCGACUGUGCAAUCAACCGUCGCUCAAACCCGUCAACGUCGUGGACAUAUUCUGGACCAUGCGAACCGACGACAAAUACGCCGAGACCGACGACCAAUGCGAAUUCUUAUUGAAAUGCAGUUUGAACGGAUGUGUCGUGUGCUACCGUCAGUCGAACAAUGUGUUCACGGAGAAAACCAUCAUGGAACUGUUCGAUGACGAGAUUUCCGUGCCGACGGACCAGGACUCCGGUUUGUUGAGGAAGAAAUCGAUUUGCAGCGUGACAAAAAUGAUCGGGCUCAACCAGAAUACAUACGUGGUGGGCACCGCGGACGGGUGGGUGUACUCGUGCCUGUACGAGAAUCCGACGAAAUACAAGUACACGACGAGAACCAAAGCGCAUUUCGGAAUAAUCAAAUCGCUAGAGAAGUCACCAUACUCGUGGGACGUGUUUCUGACCACUGGAGAUGACUUCACGAUUAAAAUUUGGGUCGGUGAUUUUUUCACGGAACCGGUGAUCACCUUGCUCGCCGACACGCCGAUCGAAAAAGCCAUCUGGAGUCGUACGAAUUCUACCAUCAUAGUGUCUGUAAACGGUAAAGUUUAA
This is a messenger RNA of Sipha flava (yellow sugarcane aphid), 702 nucleotides long. RefSeq lists its product as uncharacterized. The record is from RefSeq and is a predicted model, not a curated record. Gene Ontology annotation, biological process: cilium movement. The transcript has 2 exons. Gene Ontology annotation, molecular function: dynein heavy chain binding; dynein light chain binding. Gene Ontology annotation, cellular component: axonemal dynein complex. The coding region runs from base 1 to 702 and encodes 233 amino acids. NCBI's taxonomy places the organism in Eukaryota, Metazoa, Arthropoda, Insecta, Hemiptera, Aphididae.